AUGUACGUGAGCUACCUCCUGGACAAGGACGUGAGCAUGUACCCUAGCUCCGUGCGCCACUCAGGCGGCCUCAACCUGGCGCCACAGAACUUCGUCAGCCCCCCGCAGUACCCGGACUACGGCGGUUACCACGUGGCGGCUGCGGCUGCGGCGGCCGCGAACUUGGACAGCGCGCAGUCCCCCGGGCCGUCCUGGCCGGCUGCGUACGGCGCCCCGCUUCGAGAGGACUGGAAUGGCUACGCUCCGGGGGGCGCAGCGGCCGCCGCCAACGCCGUCGCGCACGGCCUCAACGGGGGCUCCCCGGCCGCCGCCAUGGGCUACAGCAGCCCCGCGGACUACCACCCGCACCACCACCCGCACCACCACCCGCACCACCCCGCCGCCGCGCCUUCCUGCGCCUCGGGGCUGCUGCAGACGCUCAAUCCCGGCCCCCCGGGGCCGGCCGCCACCGCCGCCGCAGAGCAGCUGUCCCCCGGAGGCCAGCGGCGGAACCUGUGCGAGUGGAUGCGGAAGCCGGCGCAGCCGUCCCUCGGAAGCCAAGUGAAAACCAGGACGAAAGACAAAUACCGAGUGGUGUACACGGACCACCAGCGGCUGGAGCUGGAGAAGGAGUUUCACUACAGCCGCUACAUCACCAUCCGGAGGAAGGCCGAGCUGGCUGCCACGCUGGGGCUCUCAGAGAGGCAGGUUAAAAUUUGGUUUCAGAACCGCAGAGCGAAGGAAAGGAAAAUCAACAAGAAGAAGUUGCAGCAGCAGCAGCAACAGCAGCAGCAGCAGCCGCCUCCGCCGCCUCCGCCACAGCCUCCCCAGCCUCAGCCAGGUCCUCUGAGAAGUGUCCAGGAGCCCUUGAGUCCUGUGUCUUCCCUGCAAGGCUCAGUGCCGGGUUCUGUCCCGGGGGUUCUGGGGCCAACUGGGGGGGUGUUAAACCCCACUGUCACCUAG
Molecule: messenger RNA, 942 nt
Organism: Propithecus coquereli (Coquerel's sifaka)
Lineage: Eukaryota; Metazoa; Chordata; Mammalia; Primates; Indriidae
Gene: CDX2
Product: caudal type homeobox 2
Exons: 3
Coding region: 1-942 (313 amino acids)
Biological process (GO): regulation of transcription by RNA polymerase II; cell differentiation; animal organ morphogenesis
Cellular component (GO): nucleus
Molecular function (GO): RNA polymerase II transcription regulatory region sequence-specific DNA binding; DNA-binding transcription factor activity, RNA polymerase II-specific
Source: RefSeq, a predicted model, not a curated record